AUGCUUGUCGAAGAGGCUUUCCAGCAGCAUGACUGUUCGUCGCCUGAGAUGACAGAAAGAUCAGCGUUGUGCUACAGCCAAGCUUCGAAAAGCUUGUAUUCUAAUGCUAAUCCAGAGACGAGCAAACGCCCUACGGCGAGCGUGUACGCUCGGAAUGGGCGUCCAAAAGUUUCCCAGGCCGCAAUGUUAGAACUGUCCCAGCUCCUUCCCAACCGUGAGAUUGGUUACUUGCUCGUGGACAACUAUUUUGACAAGAUCCAUUGGUACAUGUUGCUCUUCCACCAGCACGAAUUCAGAGAUGCUCUAAAUUCUCUCUAUCCGGACACUAGUUCUACUGCUCCGGCUAGUGGUCGACAGGAUGAGUCCACGACUGGGUACAUUAGUGUGCUUCUUGCCGUAUGUGCCUUGAGUCUUCGGUACACCAGUAGCGCGCAACGAGAGCAACUGGCUAAGCACGGCGUGAAUGUAGAGUCACUGCGAGAAUCAAUUUUGAACAUUCUUAGACUGAGGCUUCUUGAUAUUCUCGCCCUUGGGUCUCUAGAAGCAGUUCAGCUAUGUGUCCUCUUAGGUAGCUAUUACCUAUACCAUGGCGAGCCAGAGCUCGCUUGGCCCCUUUGUGGCUGUGCUCUCAGACUCGCCCAAGCACUUGAAUUACAUCGACGUCCUGUGCCUGGCAUGGUGUCUCAGCAUGAGACCGAAGUGAGAAAGCGCUGCUGGUGGGCUGUACAUGAGAUCGAGACCUACUGCUCUAUGAUCUACGGAUUUCCACUCAGUAUGUCCGAUAGCGAUUGCAAUACCGAGCCACUGGAUCCAAGUGACCAAUGGUCUAUUGCAGCAGAUGGGCAGCCAUCAUCUUCUCAGCAACCCACACUCUUAGUUUACAAGUGUUCUAUGUCUGUUUUGUCGAGGAUUAUAAAGUCUGCAUUGGAAGACCUUUAUAGAUCUCGACAGAAACAGCACAGAUCUGAUAUCAGUGCUGUUCAAUACGACACGCCCAUGAGGCUCCAGUUCAUUACGAACAGAAUCAGGGCUCUAAAUACAGAGCUCGUAGCAUGGUACGAUAACCUCCCUCCCAAGCUCAAGAUGGGCAGGCUAUCGGGUCAGCCAGCACCAGAGGCUGUAGGAGGUCUGGCGAAUCAUACGGAAAGUCACGUCUCCUUUGAUGAGAAGUUAUUCAAGUUACAAGCUCUCGCAUUGAAGCUAGCUUUUGAAAACGCCAGGAUACUGAUUCACCGGCCUCUUCUUCUACGAAAAGACGGCGAAGCAGGGGAAUUUCCCUCAUCAACUACGAAACCAACAGUAUCAUUACUCCCAGAAAGCUUAUCAACCUACAGUCGGACGUGCCACGAUGCCGCUCUUCAGAUAUCCUGGGCGGGACAUAAGCGCAUCUUCAGAGACGCAUCCACUACUUAUGCCCUAAACUUCAUUGCUUUGCAUCUUCUCACUGCUGGUGUCACACUUGGUAUCAUGACAAGCUUGAAUCCUCUUAGUCAGGAAUCCUUUGAAGCUAAGCUGGGCAUCCGUCGAAUAAUGGAAAUGCAGGUCUCCUUAAAACCUAAUUCCAUUGUGGCAGAUCAAGGACUUCAAAUUCUAAGGAAACUUUUCCUGCUCGUCAUGAAGAAAGAAACUCAUUCUAUGCUCGAUUUCAGCCCACAGAGUCACAGAGUGGAUGAGCGUGGGAGCGUUCAAGAAUACCAAAGUGGAGGUGAUCUACCAACGAGUCUCGCCAAAUCACAUGAAAAUCAGGAUCAAGCCAUCGAAUCUGGUGUUCGGUCUGAUGAUUUUCCCAUCGCAGAUCAAACGCCUGAUAUGACUACUAGCCUCCAGCGCGAGACAUUGACACAGCCUUUUGAAUUUUGCCAGCCGACCCCGCAAUCUCCGAUGUCAGAAGCUAUGCUCGCUGUUGAACAAGCCGCGCUCGCCCUCUUCUUCCUGUACAGCACGGCUUGGAAUCUGCCGCAGUUCGACCUUGGCAAUCACGAGCCCAUCAUGACGACCAUCGCGGGCCUGAAGCUGUCCAUCAGCCAUACGCCUCGCUCGUCGCCCCCCGAAAUUAUGGCCACGGUCACCAACGACAACGCAUUUCCCGUCUCAAUCUUGAAGUACGAGUCGCCGCUUGAUCCGCUUGUUCUGGCACUGGGGCACCUGCAGAUAACGCCAGCUGGAGCGGAUGCGCCUCUGGACCUACCCAAGAUAGCCGUGCGCAGGGUGUGGCCUCCUACUCGAGACCAACUGGUCACUCUCGAGCCUGGUGAGAGCCAGAAGAAUCCUGUUACUUUGCGAGAGCAGGUCGUGCCGCCCGGUGACUUGGCCGGGGAAGUAUCAAUAGAACUCAAAGGAAGGUGGCAAGCAGUUUGGUCGAAGAGGAAGGAGGACAUUGAUGACAGCUCCUUGGAGAAUCCUAAUAUUAGCCCUGAGGUUGAACGUGGGGAAUAUACGACAGGCAAAAUCAAGAUUCACUUUUGA
Molecule: messenger RNA, 2466 nt
Organism: Clonostachys solani
Lineage: Eukaryota; Fungi; Ascomycota; Sordariomycetes; Hypocreales; Bionectriaceae
Source: the annotation of a GenBank genome assembly